Molecule: messenger RNA, 1690 nt
Organism: Cucurbitaria berberidis CBS 394.84
Lineage: Eukaryota; Fungi; Ascomycota; Dothideomycetes; Pleosporales; Cucurbitariaceae
Product: VHS domain-containing protein
Exons: 5
Coding region: 322-1530 (402 amino acids)
Biological process (GO): actin cortical patch localization; endocytosis; actin filament organization
Cellular component (GO): actin cortical patch
Molecular function (GO): phosphatidylinositol binding; ubiquitin binding
Source: RefSeq, a predicted model, not a curated record
CGCGUUCAUCUUGGGAACUGCCAUACAACCUCCUUACUCAGCACCUGAUCUUUACGCCUCAUUAGUCCUCCUUGAAAGGUUCGAUAACUCUUACCUGUACUAUCUGGGCAUCUUCCAGUGUUGUCUCCUCUUUAUCUGAAACACCCAAUAUCCACGCUUUUCUACACCAGUCCGAACGUGAGUUGCGGCUUUGGUCCCCUAGAGGUUGGUUGGGAAUUCGAAUAAGCAGGUUGCAUCUUCAAACAAUCAUAUCCUUUCCUGGCCGUACAGUUUUAGCUGUUGUCGGCGGACAGGUUCUCGCCCAAACACCUCAAACUCACAAUGACGAAACACGCAUUCUCGGCCGUUACCGUACAGGUUGAACGGUUGACGAGUGAGCAAUACGAGGAAAAUGACAUUGGUGGUGUUGUCGACCUCAUUGAAGUCAUUCGCAUUCAAUCGUCCGGUCCUACAGAAGCUGCACGAGCUCUCCGAAAGAAACUCAAAUAUGGAAAUGUACAUCGCCAAAUACGUGCGCUGGUUAUUUUGGACGCUCUGAUUCAAAAUGCUGGCACUAGGUUUCAAAAGGGAUUCGCAGAUGAACCCCUUCUUGAGCGGCUUCGCAUUCUCGCCAGGGACGAUAUGGUCGAUGCAGAAGUGCGGCAAAAGGUCAAUGUUCUCUUCCGACAAUGGGCUGUAGCGUACAAAGGGACACCUGGUCUCGAGCGUAUUGCCACACUGCACAAAGAGCUCCCUCGUACAAAACGUCCACAGCCACAGCAGUCCCGCAUUGUCCGACAGCAAGAUGCGGAAGCAGCGCGUGAACGUGAGGAGCAUUCACCCCCUCCGUCUCCUCCAAGAACCAGGCGUCCGGAGCCACAUCAAGCGUCUCCCUCAAUAGGCCGGACUGUUGCUCUUGGCGCUUCUACGUUGCCCGGUUCGUCGAUCUUCAGAAAGGACAAAAAAGACAAGAAGCACCGGGGGAAGACUUUCAAUCUGGAGAAGGAGAAAGGACAACUUCUGGAAACAAUUGCCUCCGCCAAUGUCGCUAGCACAAACUUGUUGAACGGGUUGCAACUCAUCAAUCGCGAGCAGCAGCGUGUCAGUGAGAACCCCGAAGUCAUGAGGCGAUUCGAAACCUGCAAACAGCUCCGUCGUCAAAUUUUACGCUAUAUUCACUUGGUGGAGUCUGAGCAAUAUAUCGGUGGGCUUCUUAACGCCAAUGACGAGCUCGUUAAAGGCCUAAUGGCGUUCGAGAUCAUGGACAAGAGUAUUGACGACGACAGUGACAGCGACAACGAGCCAAGCACAUCGCCUUCGGCCGAGUCGGGUAUGGCUAGGUUAAGGAUCGAUGAACCUGCGCCCGUGAAGCCACCGAGGCCGAUGAGCAUACCCAUGCCGCCAGCACCAGCGCCAGCACCAGCGUCUGGUAAACAACGAGCCGAUCCCGAAAGCGAGCCAGAAGAUGAUGAAGAUGAUCCAUUCGGCGAUCAAAAUGUCGUCAAUACUCCGCGGGUCGAGAGGGGUCAGCCUACCUGGAGAGACGUAUGAGAGUUGAUAGUGGGCUUUCGCGAUUAGGUCGUGGGUAUCACCUCAUGCAUGUGAGCUGUGAGCUGUAAACUUGUGCAUUCAAGGUUUCAACGCUGGGUGAUUAAUUAAGUUUUAUUUAGCUAGAUUUGAAAUUCACGCAAAUAUUCACAUUUACGCGAAA